Oncorhynchus nerka (sockeye salmon) is the source of this 4480-nucleotide messenger RNA. It is a transcript of the gene ccdc66, whose product is annotated as coiled-coil domain containing 66. The record is from RefSeq and is a predicted model, not a curated record. Bases 441 to 3302 code for a protein of 953 amino acids. Gene Ontology annotation, cellular component: microtubule; cilium. Lineage: Eukaryota; Metazoa; Chordata; Actinopteri; Salmoniformes; Salmonidae. The transcript has 19 exons. Gene Ontology annotation, molecular function: microtubule binding. Gene Ontology annotation, biological process: cilium assembly.
UUUUUAUAUUUAAAAAAAAAAAUCUCAUUCGGACAUAUUUUGGGCGGGGCAAAUCCUCUCACUUCGCCUCUUCCUCGCUUGUCCCGUAUACCAUCUAGUCAAACCCCGAGUUUAAGCACAGGGGUUUACCACCGUAAUGUCGGAAACGUAAAGUUAACCUAUUUAGCAAGACGUAUUCUGAUUCGCCGCUCAAUGCAAACCUGUGCGUGAUAAACCAAUCAUUUAUGUUCUCAUUGGUCGUUGACAGCAACCAACAUACACAAUCAGAGAUAUUAGAAAAGGAUCUCUGACACAAUAAACAUAUCGAGAGGUAUCAAUGUUUAGCUAGGAGUUUGGGGAAACUGGACAAUUAUUACCUAGCAAUGUUUCUCACCAAAUAACUUUGCUAACCAAGAUUUAUGUAUAUCGUUCAGCCAGUUCAAUGACAACUGUCAGCUAAAAUGAAUCUGGGGGAUGGUCUGAUGUUCGAACUUGAAAAUGGAAAGCCCAGGCUAAUUCUAACCAAUCAUCAUGGUGUUGAUACGAAGAAUCCAAAUAAGAUACUCUCUCGAACCAGACCACAAAAUGCUCUCAACUCAAAGAAGUUUCCCGAACCAGUAUCCGAGGAGCCUCUGAGAGUACAGAGGAAACGUGCAGAGAGGAGGAAGGCAGUCCCUAUUACCCACACCGUGCCAGUCAAGAAUGACACUCCAAUGGUUGCAUCCAAUCAUACAAAACCAAAGGCCAAGGGCAGCACUGACCACAAUACCAAAGCCUUGGCCAAAGUGUCUUCAGCUAAAGGACAUGGGCAGAUAGCCACCGAUAGACCUCCAAAGUCCACUGUGAAGGACAGCUUGGUCUGUUUGACCAAUGAGCAGCUCCAACAGAUCCUCAGCACAAUCAACAACUCAACCAUUCGCUCACAGGAUCAGGAUGUACACAGCCAGCCUCAAACAGGAAAUGAAGGGAACUCUAAAGAGGAUUGCCUGUUGACUGGAACGGGGAGAAAAGGAAGUGCUGCACAUGUUAGUGGGAAUGGAAACUCACAGGGAAAAAGCGAGGAUGAAAGGUGGGUGAUUUGUGGUCAACCAUCUGGCCUGUUCAGUUCUCUGGGAGAAAGAGAGAUGGACAAAGAAGCACUGGAGGCCAAGAGGACACAAUGGAGGAAAGAACUAGACGAACAGAUGGCUCUGAAGAAACAGCAGAAAGACCUGAGCAGACCAGAUGUCACGGCAGACUAUGGCCCAAGGGGAAGGGUGACCAUCACAUCCAAACUUGGUCCUGGAGAUGGUCACAUACACACCAGGAUGCUAGGAGGACCCGGUCUGGAGGACACAGACACACUGUGCUCCACUCAGAGCUACAGCAGUCACAGAGACCUCCCUUCUGCCAUCAGAUCUGCCUUCGUAGUGGGGGAGGCCACCCCAGUAGAACAUGCCUUCAGCGCUCAGAAGAAGGAGCAUCACAGGAGGUGGCUGCAGGAUCUGGACCGGCAGAGGGAGGAGGACAAGCUGCGACACCGGCAGGAGAAACAGUAUCACAGCCAAGCUGAGGACCAUGAGCGCUGGGCCAUGCACUUUGACUCCCCCCAGAUGAGAGUCCCUCUCCAGGCCCCCGUGGCUGCAGAGAGGGGUGAGUCAGAGCCCCUCAGUCAGAGGACCCAUUUAGGAGCCCUGUCUGUGGCCUGGGACGGAGCCAGCACCUACGGAGGGAGCAGUCUUGGGAGAGCCAGCGUUGACAUCACUGGAGGCUUCCCACAAAAGGCAAGCCAUCUCCGUACCAUGACGGCCCUACUGGACCCAGCCCAGAUCGAGGAGAGGGAGAGGAAGAGAGUGAAACAGCUGGAGCAUCAGCGUGCCAUCGAGGCUCAGGUGGAGGAGAGGAGGAGGCAGCGUGAGGCGGAGGAGGCCGUUCGCCUGGCUGUGGAGCAGGAGGAGGAGAGGAGGGUGGCGCAGGAGAGAGAGCUGCUACAGAAACAGUACCAGCUCGACACUCAGAGAAAGAGACACACAGAGGAGCAGCACAGUCGUAAGCAGGAGGAGCUUUACCUGAGUGUUCAGCGGGCCCAGGAGGAGGCCCUGAAGGACAAGCACCAGCAGAGGAUCAGAGAGCUGGCCAGGAAGGGACACGACGUCUCCAAGCUGCAACACUCUCUGGAGGGUGAACCUGUCUCCUCACGCGUCUUUAACACCAGCUCAGGACCAUACCACUACCAGACAGGGACAGGAAGGGAGAUGGACACCCUGAGAGAAGAGACUUGCAGCACCGCCUCCCUUAGGAAGGACAUGGCAGUGAAGACUGAGGUGAACCCAGCAGUCAGGCCGGGCUGCACGUACACAGUGGAGGCUCUAGGUAAUCGAAGCCAGGCGGUGCAAACCCCAGACAUCCCUGUAGAGUACAGACCUCCUCCUCCCAACGCCAAGAGGUGCAGGCGGGAGGCCAGGCAGGAAGCACAGCUGGCUCAGAGGAACCCUCCUGGCCCCAGGGCGGGGAAGGAGAACGUUUGGCUGAACGACCUGGGAGGAGGAGUAGGAGAAGGUGGUGCAGGAGACGUGUACGAGGCCUUUGCCCGGACAGACCAAGGCCAGGGCCAGAGACACAGGGGAGGAGGUCGUAGGCCAGAGUGGAACACUCAGAGACCCAGUAAACCCUAUGUCCCGGCAUCAGAGCGCUACCCUGCAGGGCUACAACACACCAGGCAGGAGAGCCGCCUCCGCAGGCAGAUGGAACUCAUGACCAUGAUGGAGAGAAACACCAUAACCCCUCACCCCCCUGACCCCAAACCUGACCUCAGGCCUGCUGACCCCUCGCCACCACAAGCCAACUACCCUGCUAGCACUGCACAGGGCAGGAUAAAGAAUGGCAUCACAGGUGUGACACACGCCAUGGCUGUUCACACUGGAAGAGUUCCCCCCAGAUCCCCUCCAGUUCCUGCUAUCAAACACCGCCUUCAGAACCAGUCCCGUGGCUCCCGCCUCCCGACACAGGCCCAUGGUUCGCUCCAGGACACAGACCGCUCCCCUCCCCCCUCGGAGUACAUCCCCUAUCUGAGGACCGACGAGGUGUACCACAUGGAUCCCCGUGCCCCCAUCUCCAGACCCUCCACACAUCCACAGACACACACAGAUGGGGUCCAGUGCAGGCCCAUUAGCCCUCCCCACCAGAAGGACCCUCUGCUCCACCCAGAGCUGCUUAGGAACACAGAGAGACAGCAGGCCAUACUGAAGAGCCUCUCAAAGCUACGGCAGGGUUUGUUGCAGAAGCAGAAAGAGCUGGAGACAGGACUGAACCCUGUAAUGAUUGUUACUGAGGACCACCACUGACCUCCUCAACACGUGACCCACAGCCUCACGUCUAAAGGCACAUAGACCUAGUAAACACUCAGGUUGUACAACUGAUGUAAAAUUGACAAAGGUUUGUGAUAGCAUUGUUGUGUUGAAUGUGCUGUAUCACCGCAGUGUGCACUAGGUCAUUCUGAACUGGAACAUACAGCACUUUACCAUUUAUGAUUGAACCGACAUCUUAGUUUGUGAAGAGUAUUUAAAUUUUAAGCAAAUGUUGGCACUUUACUGACCACAUGGGUUUGAAGAGUAUUGUAGGUAUUAUACAGAAUGUAAUGGCCUGUGUGUCAGUGGCUAUGAUCGUAGUGUUGGUAUUUGAUCACUUGGUAUGUAGUGGUGCUUUUGCAGCCAUAGAAUAGAGUACGACAGUAUGAGUCAUAAUACCCAUAAAGCCUAGCGGUCCAACAGGGAAAUGGGUCCAUAGGGGAUUUUAGAAACAGUUCAAAAGGGCUGUGUUUCGUGUAGUCUCACCAUGGCGUGACGUUUUGAUAAUCAUGUAAAACUCUCGGACAAGGACUUUAUCAAUAUAUUCUCCUGUAUUUACCCCCCCAAAAUGAAAUGCUAAUUAGCUGCCAUAAGAGUACAAAUGCCAUGAUGAUCUGGACCAGACUGUUGAAUUUAAGAAUCUUUGGAUUAACUGUUAACUAAAUGUAGUAAUGAAUAAUUUGGCUACAUUUGGACUAUUCUGUGAACUGUCUUGAAUUGACAAUACCGGUUAGCAAAAGUGUGAGCUAGAUGACGUGCAGGAGCUUAGGAAUAUAUUGAAUCACUUGAUAUGAUGAUGAUCGGAGAGGGGGGGGGUGUAAAUGUAUAAGACCCUGUAACUGGUAAUAUGUUCCAAGUCAGAGCGAUUUGUCUACAUUGAUACUAACGAGUAUUGUUUUUGAAGUCCCCUUGUCCAAGAGAGAUUUACAGUUAAACGUCAUGGCAGGGUAAACCUACACGAAACACAGCCCUUAUUUUAAGUGUUUCUAAAAUCCCAUAUGGGGGAAAAAGGAACGGAACCGCUAGGUGUUAUGGGUAUUCUGACACUUCCAGUCUGGGGCUCUGUUACUAGUUUAUUUACAAGCUUUGAAGGGACUUUCAUCUAAUUACCAUGUGUAUAAAUUGUUAUUUAAAAUGUACUGUGUUGUGUGAAUAAAAGUUUUUUUUAUUUUUUA